This is a messenger RNA of Cucumis melo (muskmelon), 3174 nucleotides long. RefSeq lists its product as uncharacterized. The record is from RefSeq and is a predicted model, not a curated record. The transcript has a single exon. Lineage: Eukaryota; Viridiplantae; Streptophyta; Magnoliopsida; Cucurbitales; Cucurbitaceae. The coding region runs from base 1 to 3174 and encodes 1057 amino acids.
AUGAGAUGUUUUAACAAAUUCAUUUCUGACAGCAAUCUUAUUGACCCUCCCCUCACAAAUGCAAAAUUUACUUGGUCUAAUCUCAGAGUUCAACCAGUUCUCUCCAGGAUUGACAGAUUCCUUUAUACAACAAAUUGGGAAAAUAUGUUCACUGCCCACUAUUCAAAGACUCUCUCGCGAGUUACUUCAGAUCAUUUCCCAAUUGCACUGGAAUCCUCCAUGAUCAGUUGGGGCCCUUCUCCUUUUAAGCUUUUAAAUGUACAUCUGAAAGAAUCAUGGUUCAAAAAAAAUGUCACAGUUUGGUGGAAAAAUUUGAGACAGGAGGGGCACCCAGGCUUUUCUUUUAUGAGAAAGCUAAAGCAACUAUCUGCCAUUAUAAGAAGUGAGCAAAGAAAAAACAAAUGCUACAGUGAUGAAGAUAAAAAUGCUUGGAUAAGAGAAAUCGACAACAUAGACAGAUUAGAAGCUGAAGGAAAAUUUUCUGAAGAGCUUAGCCUCCGAAGGACUAGAUUAAAAGCUGAUAUCCUUAUGUCCGGAUUCAAAGAAGCUCAAAUAUGGCACCAAAAAAGCAAGAGGUUAUGGAUCACAGAAGGAGAUGAAAAUACAUCUUUCUUCCACAAAAUCUGCACUGCCAGACAAAGAAGAAGCAUUAUAUCAAAUAUUAAAUCUGUGGAUGGUGUUCCCUGUUCAACAAAUGAAAGCAUUACAAAAGCUUUCUUAGAUCACUUUGAAGACAUUUACAAAGGGGGUGGAGAGGAAAGCCCUUGGCUUAUUGAUAAUCUUAGUUGGUCUCCUAUAGCAACCACCCAAGCACAAAAUUUAUGCUCUUGUUUCACGGAGGAGGAAAUUCAUGCAGCCCUUACUGCUUUCUCAAACAAUAAAAGCCCAGGUCCAGAUGGCUUUACCAUGGAAUUCUAUAAAUCAACUUGGUCUGACCUCAAGGAAGAAAUUCUCAACAUAUUCAAAGACUUCCACUCAAACUGUAUCAUUAACAAAGCAGUAAACAUCACAAAUAUUGCUCUAAUUGCCAAAAAGGAAAAGUGUGCGGAGCCUGCGGAUUACAGACCUAUUAGUUUAACGACCUCCAUUUACAAACUUAUUGCCAAAGUCAUUGCGGAAAGAGUAAAAGAAACUCUUCCAUCCACAGUGGCAGAGAAUCAAAUGGCCUUUGUAAAAGGCAGACAAAUCAUAGAUGCUAUCUUAGUUGCAAAUGAAGCCAUCGACUAUUGGAGAGUUAAAAAAACUCAAGGCUUUGUUAUAAAGCUGGAUAUUGAAAAAGCAUUUGACAAACUGAACUGGAGAUUCAUUGAUUUCAUGCUUAUGAAAAAGGGGUACCCCUUCAGAUGGAGGAGAUGGAUAAGAGCUUGUAUUAGCAGUGUGCAGUACUCUGUUAUCAUCAACGGCAGACCCAGGGGCAAAAUUCAACCUUCCCGUGGAAUAAGACAAGGAGACCCUAUCUCCCCUUUUAUUUUUGUCCUAGCAAUGGAUUAUAUAAGCAGGCUGCUGAACUCUAUGGGUGAAAAAAUCAAAGGGGUGAAAAUGGAAAGCAACAUAAAUCUGACACACUUACUCUUUGCAGAUGAUAUUCUGCUUUUUGUAGAAGAUGAUGGGCACUCAAUUCAAAAUUUAAAGAAUAUCAUCAACCUCUUCCAGCUUGCAUCGGGGCUGAGUAUCAAUCUAAAUAAAUCCACCAUUUCUCCUAUAAAUGUUGAUGCUGCAAGAACUGAACAGAUAGCUUCACAAUGGGGAAUUUCCACAAAAUUUCUUCCAAUCAACUACCUUGGAGUUCCUCUCGGAGGUAAACAAACCACAAAGACUUUCUGGAAGAAUGUUGAAGAAAAGAUAAACAAAAAACUUGCCAGCUGGAAAUAUUCUAUGUUAUCUAAAGGAGGUAAAAUUACUCUGAUUAAAUCUUCUUUGGCUAGCCUUCCUACCUAUCAGCUAUCAAUCUUCAAAGCCCCUGUAUCAACCUGCAAAAACAUUGAAAAAACCUGGAGAAAUUUCUUAUGGAAGAAUCCACCAGAGACCCAUAAACUACACCUAGUUAAUUGGGCGAAGAUAACUACUCCAAAAGAGAGAGGAGGACUGGGUAUAAGUCGACUGAAAGACACCAACUUUGCUCUUCUAACAAAAUGGCUCUGGAGAUACAUUCAUGAAGAUUCCCCCCUAUGGAAGAAAAUAAUAAAUGCAAAAUAUAGAAGCCUUUCAAAAGGGGACAUUCCUUGUGUUUGCAAUCAUAGCAGCAGCCGUUCCCCAUGGUUUUCCAUUUGCAAAGGCUUGGAGUGGUUUCAAAGACAUGUUUCAUGGAAAAUUAAAAAUGGCAGAAGCUUCUCCUUUUGGCAUAGUCACUGGCAUCAAAAUAGUCCUCUGUCUUUGCACUACCCCAGAUUAUUUGCUCUAUCUACAAAUAAGGAUAGCUCAAUAAGAGACAUGUGGAAUAAUAACUUGAUGGAUUGGGAUCUAAAUCCAAGAAGACAGUUAAGAGAGUGGGAAUAUCCUCUGUGGGCUGAGUUAAAAAACUCCCUAGAUGCAAGCUUUUGCGAAAAUGGAAAAGACUCUCCAGCGUGGACCCUAAACUCUAAUGGCUUAUACACAGUGGCCUCGGUUAAAAAAGCUCUCCAACAGCCUGAUCAAAGCCUCAUAGACCUCCAAAGCCAAAACACUUUCAAGAAUCUUUGGAAGACAAGCAUCCCAAAGAAAUGCAUCUUUUUCAUAUGGACUCUGCUCUAUGAUAGUGUGAACACUGCUGAACAACUUAUGAAGAGAUUACCAAAUCUCUGUUCUAGACCGAGCUGGUGUGUCAUGUGUAAGAGAAAUGACGAAGACAGAAUUCACCUCUUUAUCCUAUGCCCCUUUGCAAAGUCUAUUUGGAGAUUAAUAUCGUCACACUUAAACAGCAAUGUAAGCUGCCUCAGCCCAAAAGAUCUCUGUAUUACCAUGUGCAGCUGGAACCAGAAAACAAAGAAAAAUGUAAUUCUCUACAACACCUAUGCCUCUGCCCUCUGGAAUAUCUGGUUGGAAAGAAAUGCCCGCAUCUUCAAUGGGAAAGAAAAAACAGUUGCAGAAAUAUGGGAAGACACAAAAGCUCUUGCAGGACUAUGGACCAGUAGAUCUUCUCUUUUCUCAAAUUAUCAAGCUUCUUCCAUAGCACUAAACCUUAAUGCUUUUAGUUAG